CCGACCAUCAGGUUUGCAUCGCUGUCGGCGGAAGGUUAGACACAGCGCCAUUCGCAGUCAUGUUCGGGGUUUGCUUGCCUAUUUUCUUCUAAUACGUUCAUUUGUCGCUCUCAUUCGUUGCCCAGCUAUACGAUGUGGUGGACACGGGAGCAUCUCAACGAGCACAAAGCAGUCACCUUCUCGCGGUCUGGUGGCGACCGAUAUAUCUUGGACGACGGGUUUUUCGAGGACUACUAUCGACCCAAGGUGUAUACCUCGUUUGCGCGCCUGUUUGCCUACAAUAUGAUCAGUACAUAUAGCCGCAGCGGCACCAGUGACGAGAGUUGGAUCAACGCCAGUCCCUUCAUGGUGCGGGCCAUGCAAGGCCCCCAAAACCGGUAAGGAUUGCGAAACUAUUGGAUGCCCGACCACGCUGAUUGUAAUAGGCGUGUCUUGACUACACGAGGCACUGCUGCAUGAUACGCCAUCUAACUCAGUCCGAGUCCCAUGUUUCGCGUGUAUGAUCGGAUGAUCUUUUCUCAAUCCUGCUGCGGCUUGUGAUGAAUGGCGCGACUGUAAUCUAAUGGCACGGUUGUCUCGGUUCGGUUGUCCCUACCCCCUUUCCCCUUCUUCUCUGUGCACUCGUUUGUGUCUACCCCUUUCUCUACUCCUGUUUUGAUAGGGUCAUGAUCUACAAUCUGAAC
Polychytrium aggregatum is the source of this 683-nucleotide messenger RNA. RefSeq lists its product as uncharacterized. The transcript has a single exon. NCBI's taxonomy places the organism in Eukaryota, Fungi, Chytridiomycota, Chytridiomycetes, Polychytriales. The record is from RefSeq and is a predicted model, not a curated record. Bases 133 to 381 code for a protein of 82 amino acids.